Messenger RNA from Camarhynchus parvulus, 2386 nucleotides. RefSeq names its product NFKB inhibitor alpha (gene NFKBIA). The coding region runs from base 161 to 1102 and encodes 313 amino acids. The record is from RefSeq and is a predicted model, not a curated record. Gene Ontology annotation, molecular function: protein binding. Lineage: Eukaryota; Metazoa; Chordata; Aves; Passeriformes; Thraupidae. The transcript is spliced from 6 exons.
CGGCGGCGCCGAGCAGGACCGGACCCGUCGGUCGGGCUUUGACUGGCUGGAAAUUCCCGUCCUCCGCGGCUCCUCCCCCGCAGAAAUCCCCCGGCCGCGCUGUAUAUGCGAGGCGCCGCCGCCGCCGCGGCUCACUCGCCGUGCCUGCAGCUCCGCCGCCAUGAUCGCCGCUCGCCGUGCUGCCGAGCCGCCCGCCAUGGACGGCUACGAGCACCCCAAGAAGGAGCGCCAGGGCGCCCUCGCGCUCGACGACCGCCACGACAGCGGCCUGGACUCCAUGAAGGAGGAGGAGUACAGGCAGCUGGUGAAGGAGCUGGAGGACAUACGGCUGCAGCCCCGCGAGCCGCCCGCCUGGGCACAGCAGCUGACGGAGGACGGGGACACUUUUCUCCACUUGGCCAUUAUUCACGAGGAAAAAGCCCUGAGCCUGGAGGUGAUCCAGCAGGCAGCCGGUGACCGGGCUUUCCUGAACUUCCAGAACAACCUCAGCCAGACUCCUCUUCACCUGGCAGUGAUAACUGAUCAGCCUGAAAUUGCUGGGCAUCUUCUGAAGGCCGGAUGCGACCUGGACAUCAGGGAUUUCCGAGGAAACACCCCCCUGCACAUCGCCUGCCAGCAGGGCUCCCUCACGAGUGUCAGCGUGCUCACACAGCACUGCCAGCCCCAGCACCUCCUGGCUGUCCUGCAGGCAGCCAACUACAACGGACAUACGUGUCUUCAUUUAGCAUCUAUUCAGGGAUACCUGGGCAUUGUGGAGUACCUGCUGUCCUUGGGAGCAGAUGUAAACGCACAGGAGCCAUGCAAUGGCAGAACAGCACUACAUUUGGCGGUCGAUCUGCAGAAUUCAGAACUGGUGUCACUUCUGGUGAAACAUGGGGCAGAUGUGAACAAAGUGACCUAUCAGGGCUAUUCCCCCUAUCAGCUCACAUGGGGAAGAGACAACUCAAGCAUACAGGAACAGCUGAAGCAGCUGACCACAGCUGACCUGCAGAUGUUGCCAGAAAGUGAGGAUGAAGAGAGCAGUGAAUCGGAGCCUGAGUUCACGGAGGAUGAACUUAUAUAUGAUGACUGCCUUAUUGGAGGACGACAGCUGGCAUUUUAAAGCAGAGCUUUCUCUGAAAAGAAGUGACUGUAUACAUCUGUAUAGAAAAAGGACUGACUUCUUUCAUCUAAAAAGAAAGUCACAAUGUGGAGAGAAAAAAGAGGAGGGAAAUACUACACUGCCCAGCAAGGAGAAGGAGCACGUUAUUGUAACAGGACAGUUCCAGGAUCUCCCUUGAGUUUAAAUACAGGAGUGGGAUGUGUAACAUCAGUACAGAUCUGUGAUUAUUCACACCACCUGAUAAAGAUCCACAUAGCCAAUCUUCUCAGCCGUGCAAAGGUAGCAGAGUACACAUCCAGCCUGCUCAUUAUAGGGAGCUUUCUUGUGGCAUCAGGUACUACAGGGAACAAGUGACCUUUUCGUGGCUAGGUGGACUCAUGCCAGCACCCCUUUUCAGAGACUCUGCGUUCAUUUGUGCUGUGCUGGUGUCAGUCCCUGUCCUUUCUGACUGACCUCAGCCUCUCUCAGUGAGGCUUCCCAGGAGGAGGAGUCAGAACAAGGGCCUGGUGCCGUCUUGGCUCUUAGGCAAAGUAGGAAUAAUGUUAACUGUGGGCAUUGGAAAAGUGUGUUUCACACUGUGUGUGUCAUAAUUGCUACACUUUUUAGCAACUGUAUAUUGUGUAAAUACUGUACAUUUUUUGUUUAUAAUUAUUUUGGUACAUGUGAGAUAUGUAUUUAUUAAAAAAAGUCUGAUUAACGUACCUUGUCUGUAAAACAGUUCAUUGCCCACCUCCCUGAGAUCGUGGGAUUCUACCUGGUUUGCUUUUUAAGAAACGUUUUAACACCUAGUAGCCCAUUGGGGUAACAUUCUCAGGGAUUUUAGGUGGUUCACCUCAGCAGUGGUAAGCCAUCUAAGCAGCUUGCAGCUCUCAGCCCUUCUGCCGCAGCUAAUUUUGGAAGCAGACGUAGGUGUUGUUUCCUGCACCCGCUGCAGCACGCAGAUCGUGGGGCUGGGAUUCCCCCUCUCUUCCAGCUCUAGGCUGCCAGCCCACUAGAGAGGGGGUUUUAGGCUGCUUUUGGCAGCACCCACCCACCUGCCCUCAUGGCACCUUUUGUUCCAGCUCAAAUACUUUGCAGCUCUUGCCAGGGGAAGCUGGAGUUUUGCAGCACAGCCCUGUGUCUGUUCACUUCUUGUUUAUCACCUGGCCCGGCUUCAGUUUGAACUCUGACCCCUUUGGAAUUUCCAAAGGGGAUUUCCAUGGGAAGAGGAAACACAUCCUGGGAACGUGUGCUGCUGCCUUGCAUCCCUGAAAUUCAGGUGCCCCCUCCCCCCCCAUCCCCACU